Messenger RNA from Lipotes vexillifer (Yangtze River dolphin), 2226 nucleotides. RefSeq names its product mastermind like domain containing 1 (gene MAMLD1). The coding region runs from base 1 to 2226 and encodes 741 amino acids. Gene Ontology annotation, cellular component: nuclear body. The transcript has 5 exons. Gene Ontology annotation, biological process: regulation of transcription by RNA polymerase II. NCBI's taxonomy places the organism in Eukaryota, Metazoa, Chordata, Mammalia, Artiodactyla, Lipotidae. The record is from RefSeq and is a predicted model, not a curated record.
AUGGAUGACUGGAAAAACCGGCUUGUAAUCAAGAGCGCGCUUCCCCAUCUCGCCAUGGCGGGAAAUCGCCAGGAGCCCAGAAGGCUCCAGGAAUCGCCACAGGGAACCAUUAAGAGGAGGCAGGAAGGAGAAACUUUCCAGCUUUCAGGCAUGGCCGAAGGAGGUUACCCUAAUAAAAUUAAGAGACCAUGCCUUGAAGAUGUCACCCUUUCAAUGGGCCCCGGCGCCCAUCCCAGCACAGCCUGUGCAGAGCUGCAGGUUCCUGCGUUACCCAUGAACCCUGGUUCUGCAGCGAUGGGAGCAGCUGGCCAUUCAUUACUACUCGAAAAUAACCCCAUGAACGGCAGCGUAAUGGGCUCACCGUUUGUGGUGCCACCAACUGCGGAAAUGGGACUGAAAGGCCCCCCUCUUUCUUACUAUGACAAGACCAACACUGUGCCUGCUGUGGACCAGGAGCUUCAAGAUCUGCUGGAGGAGCUAACAAAAAUUCAAGAACCUUCUCCGAGUGAGCUCGACCUUGAAAAAAUCCUGGGGAGCAAGCCGGAAGAACCGCUGGUCUUAGAUCACCCCCCGGCAACCCUAGGCGUGACUCCCAAGCCUGCGGUUCAGAUGCCACACUUGGAGAGCCUUGGUUCCAGCAAGGACUUCGCUUCGAGUUGCAGCCAGGUCCCUGGGGUGUCGCUUCAAAUCCCGCCCUCCUCUGUGGGGAUCAGCUACGUCAUUCCCUCCACCAGUAAGCAGAUGGUCUCCCCCAGUUCCUCAACAUCACAGGCCAAGAGCCAGGCCCAGGCUCCGCUCCCUGCGGCUGCCUUGCCACCGCUCCCAGUGCCUCAGUGGCAUCACGCCCACCAGCUGAAGGUGCUGGCGGCCAGCAAGCAGGGCUGCAGUACGAAGCAGCAGGGCCCCGCUCCCAGUUGGUCUGGCCUGCCUCUUCCCGGCCUCUCCCCGCCUUACCGCCCGCUGCCCUCGCCACAGCCACUGCAGCCGUUCAGCCCUCAGGGCCUCAUGGUGUCCUGCAUGUCAUCGAGCAGCCUGCCGGCGAGUGCUCUGCAGGGCUCUCCCAAUGCCUUAUUGUCCAGCGUGGCGCCCAGCAGCGGCGCUGCCCUGGGGCCGGCCAUGACCUAUGCCCCCGAGAAGCUCCCCAGCCCCGCGCUCCAGCAGCAGCCGCAGUUCAGCCCGCAGCCCUCCAUCCUUGCCAACCUGGUGUCCUCCACCAUCAAACAGCCUCAAGGGCACCUGAUAUCCACUCUGCCCACCAGCAACCCGGGGUCCUCCACUCCCUACCGCCCAGAGAAGCUGUCCAGCCCCGGCCUGCCGCAGCAGUCCUUCACCCCACAGUGUCCCCUGAUCCGGAGCCUCACUCCCACCAGCAAUCCUCUUGGCCCGCAGCAGCCGCAGCUGCAGCUGCCGCCACCUCCGCCUCCGUCAGCCAGUGCCGUCCUCAAGCCCAUGGCCACCAGCUCACCCAGAACCCUGAGCCUGAUCAUGCAGCAGGGGCUGGCUGCCCCCAGCCCGGGAGCCCCGGAGCCUUUUACUUUCGGCCACACCAAGCCCUUGUCACAUUUCGUCUCUGAGCCGGGCCCCCCGAAGAUGCCCUCGGUGCCCGCCGCGUCUCGGCAGCCUGCCCUGCUCCACUACCUGCAGCAGCCGACGCUGACGCCGGCCUCUUCUGCCACGGCCUCGUCCACGGCCACAGCCAGCUUGCAGCUGCAGCAGCAGCCGGACGCUGCUUCAUUCCUUCUGCAGCACGUGACACAGCAGCCACAGCGUGUUCAGCGGUCGGUGGCCUCGGAUUCCAUGCCUUCUCUGCCCAGACAGGCCUGUUGCCAGCUGUUUUCGUGGACUUCUGCAGCUGGCUUGGGGGAGUGCCAGCUUCAGCACUGGAGCCCUUAUCCUAGCAGGAAAGAUCCUCAGCCUGGAGCCGUGUCACCAUCUAACAUUACUCAUGUAGACAAAGCCUGCAAGCUUGGGGAAGCCAGGCCCCCCCAGGUCAGCCUCGGGCGACAGCCCCCAUCCUGCCAGGCCCUGGGGAGUGAGUCCUUCCUGCCCGGCAGCUCCUUUGCUCAGGAGCUGGCCCGAGUCACCUCCUCGUACAGCACCUCAGAGGCAGCGCCCUGGGGCGGCUGGGAUCCGAAGGCCUGGAGGCAGGUGCCCGCUCCACUACUGCCUAGCUGCGACGCUGUCGGAAGAGAAGCAGAAAUCAGGUCUUAUGGCAAUGAUCCCUGA